AUGGAGAAGAUACUUAGGACUUUAGACUCUAAAUUCAAAUAUAUUAUUCCGACAAUACAAGAGUCUAAAGAUCUCUCCAAAUUUUCUAUUGAUGAGCUGCAAGGUUCUCUGCAAGCUUAUGAACAAGAUAUAAAUAUCAGUUCAAAUCAAGCGGAGAAUCUAGAGCAAGCCUUGCAGAGUAAGAUGACUAUCAAAGAAGAUAGUCAAAGAGGACGUGGAGGCUACAGAGGCGGAGGCUCCUUUCGAGGUGGCUCAAAGUUCCAGCAAGGUCAUAGGAGACGGUACCAAGGAGGCCAUGAAAAUCAAGAUCAAAAUAGAGAUCGUGAACGAUCAUUCGAUCGAGGACAAGGUCAUGGCACACGAGGAAGAGGACAAGGAAGAAGUUACCAGGAGGAUAGAUCUCAGCCACAGUGUUACAAAUGUAAGAGAUACGGCCAUCUCAGCAAUGAAUGUUGGGAGACAUCAAAUCAAGUGGCAGAAAGAAGUAACUUUGUAGAAAGGGAGCAGUCAGACACUUCAACAGUCUUGCUGACGUACCAGGAAAGUGAAAACAAGAAUAAAGAUAUCUGGUAUCUGGAUUCAGGUGCUAGUAACCACAUGUGCGGCAUCAAGGAGUUUUUCACCGAGCUGAACGAGACAGUACAAGGAGAUGUCACCUUUGGAGAUCGUCAAAGAUUCCAGUGA
Molecule: messenger RNA, 684 nt
Organism: Asparagus officinalis (garden asparagus)
Lineage: Eukaryota; Viridiplantae; Streptophyta; Magnoliopsida; Asparagales; Asparagaceae
Exons: 1
Coding region: 1-684 (227 amino acids)
Molecular function (GO): zinc ion binding; nucleic acid binding
Source: RefSeq, a predicted model, not a curated record